CAUCGAUGCGAAUCAUCACGCCCCGCCUGGCUCUGACAUCAGCCGAGUAUCUGGCCUAUCAGUGUGAGAAGCACGUGCUCGUCAUCCUCACCGACAUGAGCUCCUACGCCGAGGCUCUCAGAGAGGUGUCCGCAGCCAGAGAGGAAGUGCCGGGACGCCGCGGUUUCCCCGGUUACAUGUACACCGACCUGGCGACCAUCUACGAGAGAGCCGGCAGAGGAGGACGAAACGGCUCCAUCACACAGAUCCCCAUCCUCACCAUGCCUAAUGAUGACAUCACUCAUCCGAUCCCUGAUCUGACCGGUUACAUCACUGAGGGACAGAUCUAUGUGGACAGACAGCUGCACAACAGACAGAUCUAUCCUCUCAACGUGCUGCCGUCUCUCUCCCGUCUGAUGAAGUCGGCCAUCGGUGAAGGAAUGACUCGCAGAGAUCACUCUGACGUUUCCAACCAGCUCUAUGCGUGUUAUGCCAUAGGUAAAGACGUCCAGGCCAUGAAGGCUGUUGUGGGAGAAGAAGCUCUGACAGCUGAUGAUCUCCUCUAUCUGGAGUUCCUCACCAAGUUUGAGAAGAACUUCAUUUCCCAAGGCGCCUACGAGAACCGCAGCGUGUUCGAGACUCUGGACGUCGGCUGGCAGCUGAUGAGGAUUUUCCCCAAAGAGAUGCUGAAGAGGAUUCCUCAGAGCACCUUAGCCGAGUUUUACCCUCGAGAGGCCAAACGCUAA
Scomber japonicus (chub mackerel) is the source of this 725-nucleotide messenger RNA. Its product is annotated as V-type proton ATPase subunit B-like. Lineage: Eukaryota; Metazoa; Chordata; Actinopteri; Scombriformes; Scombridae. Gene Ontology annotation, molecular function: ATP binding. The record is from RefSeq and is a predicted model, not a curated record.